Messenger RNA from Wasmannia auropunctata (little fire ant), 3423 nucleotides. RefSeq names its product transportin-3 (gene Tnpo-SR). The transcript has 18 exons. Gene Ontology annotation, biological process: protein import into nucleus. Lineage: Eukaryota; Metazoa; Arthropoda; Insecta; Hymenoptera; Formicidae. The record is from RefSeq and is a predicted model, not a curated record. Bases 307 to 3165 code for a protein of 952 amino acids. Gene Ontology annotation, cellular component: nuclear membrane; cytoplasm.
UUUUUAAAAAUCCUCUCUUUCCUACUUCUUGUACGUACGCGUAUUUCAUAAUUUGCAUUCUACGCACAUAAUUCAUGCAUUUCUAAUAUACGAGGUACGACAGCCAAAUAGAAUCUAAAUUACUUACGAUGGUUUCGCGGUGCACCACCUGACACCGUCCGUUGCUCGUUGGAGGUUAAGUCCUCGGAACGGAGAAGAAACUGGAAGAAACGCUCGGCUCCGUUUCGGCCUCGCGCGAGCGCAUCUGUUUGUCAGCCGGGAUUUGACUGCAUGGGGAUUACGCGGCAUCCGAUUAUCCUCUGAAACAUGGACUCGCCGCCGAACCUGGAGACCGUCUACCAGGCCGUGUUCUCUUUAUAUAACAAUACAAAUCCGGCCGAACCAGGAAAAGCGUCAUUAUGGCUGGGAGAAUUACAGAGAUCGGUAUUUGCGUGGAAAAUAGCUGAUGAAAUGUUACACGAGAAACGAAAUAUAGAAUCCUGUUAUUUUGCUGCGCAAACAAUGCGCACCAAGAUCCAGCUCUCCUUCCAUGAAUUACCCCAAACAGCUCAUACAUCAUUACGAGAUUCGUUAAUGGAACAUAUAUCGCAAAUCAAUGAACACACUAACUCUGCCAUUGUUACUCAGUUAUGCUUAGCUCUAGCAGAUCUGGCCUUACAAAUGUCCUCCUGGCAGAAACCUGUGGUAGAUUUAAUUAAUAGGUUUGGAGGAAACACUGCAAACCUUUGGCCACUACUUGAAAUAAUGACGGUACUUCCAGAAGAAGUAAAUUCGAGAUCACUUAGGCUGGGAGCUAAUCAUAGACAGCAUAUAUUGCAUGAACUUAAUUUGAAUGCAGAUACCGUCACAGAGUUUUUGAAAAUGUGCCUAAAAAAUAGCGGUGAUAAUUUACAAAUCCAAGUCACUAUUUUGCGAUGUUUUACCAGCUGGAUAACCGUUCAUGCAAUACCGCUUAAAGCUGUUCCCUCGAGCGAGGUAGUCGUUUAUGCCUUGCAGGUACUCAGCAAUCACAUGGCUGUUUCGCAACUUCACGAAACGGCUACCGACUGCAUCUGCGUAAUUUUGCAAGCAUUAGGAGAAGAUAGCAAUACCAGUCGCGGUAGUGACAACGAAACGAGCGUGCAGUUGCAGCAACUGCAAUUGUGCCUCUUCACAAGUGUAAUGAAUUUAGAACAACCAUAUCACUUAUCGGUUGCGCACGAAGACAUGGAAAAAUCUAUAAAUUAUUGUCGAAUAUUCACGGAACUGGCCGAGACAUUUUUAGAAACUAUGGUGACAGGUAGCGAAGACGGAAAGCAGCAUUACGCCAUAAAAAUUUUGGACCUCGUCCUCACGUGCGUCGGUCAUCAUGAUUAUGAGGUUGCACAGAUAACUUUUAACCUGUGGUAUCGGUUAUCGGAAAUUCUUUACCAGAAAAAUAACGAUGAUCUUAAUGCCGUGUUCCGACCUCACAUUGAGAGACUGAUCGGCGCUCUCUGUAGACAUUGUCAAAUGGAACCAGACCAUUUGGGUCUCGUGGAAGAAGGAGGGGGAGGCGAGGAGUUCGCUGACUUCCGAAAUCGCGUGUCGGAUUUGAUAAAGGACGUAGUGUUCGUAGUUGGGAGUAGCCACUGUUUCCGACAAAUGUUUUCGUCGCUGACCGGAGGACCUGGGCCGCAGGGUCAACCUGUACAUGCACCUACCUGGGACUCGACCGAAGCCGCGCUUUUUAUAAUGCAGGCGGUGGCGAAAAAUAUUUUACCAGAAGAAAACGAUGUGGUUCCAAAAGUGGUGGAAGCCAUUCUCAAUUUGCCGGAAAACACUCACAUAGCCGUACGUUAUACCAGUAUUCUCCUUCUAGGCGAGCUAUGUGAGUGGAUAGAUAGGCAUCCGCAAUCAUUAGAACCAGUUUUAAAUUUCCUCUUAGACUGUUUAAAUCAAAAGGGUUUAGGAAGCGCCGCCUCGGGCGCGUUAUUAAGUAUAUGUACAGCUUGUCCGUUGCACAUGAAAGCGCAUUUCUCUGGACUUUUACAAAUAGCACGUUCUCUGGAUAAUUUUGCAAUUAGUAAUGACGCAGCUAUUGGCCUACUAAAAGGAGUAUCGAUAAUUUUGGCGAGGUUAUCGUACGAGGAUAUUACUCCGGCAAUAAGAGAAUUGUGCUGCUUUCAAGCGAGUUCCCUGUGGACGCUUCUGACGGAUAGAGUCCAAAUCGAGAGAGGAACAAAGACUGAUCCUGUGAUAUGGCUGGAUAGAUUAGCCGCUAUAUUUAAACAUACUAAUCCUCAAAUCGAUGAUCCUAAUAAGCCUCAUCCCUGUCAGAGCGUGGUCACUGAAAUGUGGCCUGUAUUAUCGAAUGUAUGUGAAACAUAUCAACGCGAUGUGAGAGUCAUGGAGAGAUGCUGCCGUUGCAUACGUUUCGCCGUGCGCUGCGUGGGCAAAAAUUCUGCUCAUUUGCUCGAGCCAAUUGUGAAACAAAUCGUACCAUUGUACACGGUACAUAAACAUAGUUGUUUCUUGUAUCUUGGUUCCAUAUUAGUGGACGAGUACGCAACCGAUUCGGACUGUGUGUGGAAUCUGUUAAAUAUGUUACAAGCUUUCAUCUGUCCGACUUUCGCCCUUCUUGAGCAAGAAGAUGGUUUAAAAAAUCACCCCGAUACGGUGGACGAUCUGUUCAGGCUGUGCGCCAGGUUUCUUCAAAGAGCCCCUAUUCCCUUAUUACAUUGUCCUGCUAUCGGGAGCGUUGUAGAUUGCGCUAUAAUGGCUUGCAGUUUGGAUCAUCGGGAUGCUAAUAGCUCAGUAAUGAAAUUCUUUUAUGACCUUUUACACAGCGGUCGCAGUUAUAAGGAUCGAUCAGACUUCACGAUACGGCGACAAUUGGUACAAAGUAUAUUGAAAGAAAAAGGCCAAACAUUAGUUAUAAAAUUACUGCACGCUUCGGUGUUUGACUUGUCUUCUUACAUGCUGUCUGACGUGACGGAUGUCAUUAUAGAACUUACCCGAAGUGACGCAGACCUUAUGUCAAAGUGGUUGGAAGAAGCUAUCAAGACAAUGCCGUCGCAAAACGCAGGCGGAGCUCCCACAGCAACGCCCGAUCAGUUACUUGAAUUUCAUAAUACAGUCACGAGGUCAGAUACACCGAAAACCGUCACAAAUGCUCUACGAAAUUUUGCGCGCCUGUAUCGCUAAUGCAUUUUUUAAUGUAUAUUUACUUUAUUAAAUUCCUCAAAAAAAUGUAUUUAUAAGAUCUUCCAACAAGUUUCGAUUAUAACAUCUCGAAACGACAAAAAUUUGCUAUGGUGAGUCUCGAUGCUGUAUAAAUAUAUUAGGAAAAAGAAGUACCAAGAUUUUUUUAUGUUCUUACUAUCUAUAGCUAUGUUUGCAAAUGUAGUACAUAUGUAUGUGUAUAUAUUGUAUUUGGAUAAAAAGAUGACUUUUAUAAAUAUA